Messenger RNA from Aspergillus pseudotamarii, 2362 nucleotides. RefSeq names its product proline--tRNA ligase. Gene Ontology annotation, cellular component: aminoacyl-tRNA synthetase multienzyme complex; cytoplasm. Gene Ontology annotation, biological process: prolyl-tRNA aminoacylation. The record is from RefSeq and is a predicted model, not a curated record. Bases 186 to 1997 code for a protein of 603 amino acids. Lineage: Eukaryota; Fungi; Ascomycota; Eurotiomycetes; Eurotiales; Aspergillaceae. Gene Ontology annotation, molecular function: ATP binding; proline-tRNA ligase activity. The transcript is spliced from 4 exons.
CUCCAGUUCGUCGUCGUUGAUGCUCGUCGUGUUUCCGCUAAGAAUUCUGCCGGUUCCUGGCGGUGAAGGUUUUCUAGUCGCAUCCCACUUUAACGAGGGGUUCCUUUCCUCUCCACGGAUCUAUUACCUCGCCUCCGCAUUUUUGGUUUAUCUUGGUCCUUUCUACUCAGCAGCUCCUUUACAAUAUGGCGAGCCAAGCUCCUGCUGACACCCCGGUCGCUUCUGACGCGGCGGUAACUCAGACCCUCCCUGAUCGCACCCAAAACCCCGCUGAUAAGGAUGCUCCCCAGGGAGAUGUCUCGAAGAAUGCCGCAAAGAAGGCCGCGAAGGCUGCAGAGCUCGCCGCUAAGAAGGCUGAGAAGGCUGCCAACAAGGCUGCUGGAAAGCAGGAGCCCAAGAAGCCCGCUGCUGCGAAGGCUCCGAAGAAGAAGAUCGAUGGUGCUGCUCUGAUUGGUAUUGAUGUCUCCAAGGAGGAAGAUUUCCCAGGAUGGUACCAGCAGGUUCUUACAAAGGGCGAUAUGCUCGACUACUAUGACGUUUCGGGAUGCUUCAUUCUCAAGCCCGCUUCGUACUUUAUCUGGGAAGAGAUCCAGGACUGGUUCAAUGCGCGCAUCAAGAAGAUCGGCGUCAAGAACUGCUCGUUCCCUCUGUUUGUCUCUGAGGAUGUUCUGAACAGGGAAAAGGAUCACAUUGAAGGCUUUGCUGCUGAAGUUGCUUGGGUGACUCAUGCUGGCUCUAGCCCUCUCGAAAAAAAGAUUGCUAUUCGUCCGACAUCGGAGACGGUUAUGUACCCGUACUACUCCAAAUGGAUCAGAAGUCACCGUGACCUGCCCCUUAAACUGAACCAGUGGAACUCCGUCGUGCGAUGGGAGUUCAAGAACCCCCAGCCUUUCCUCAGAACCCGUGAGUUCCUUUGGCAAGAAGGACACACGGCUCACUUGACAAAGGAUGGUGCCCAUGAUGAAGUCAUGCACAUCCUCGAUCUAUAUGCUCAGAUUUACGAAGAGCUCCUGGCUGUCCCUGUGGUCAAGGGUCAGAAGACAGAGAAAGAGAAGUUCGCAGGUGGUCUGUACACCACUACCGUUGAAGGUUACAUCCCCGCCACUGGCCGUGGUAUUCAGGGUGGUACCUCCCACGGUCUUGGUCAGAACUUCAGUAAGAUGUUCAACAUCACCGUCGAGGAUCCCUCCGCCAAGGGCGAUGAGAAGAAGCCUCCUCUCCAUGUGUGGCAAAACUCUUGGGGUCUGUCCACCCGUACCCUUGGUGUCAUGGUCAUGAUCCACAGUGACAACCGUGGUCUGGUCCUCCCCCCUCGUGUCGCAGACACCCAAACCGUUAUCGUCCCUGUCGGUAUCACUGCCAAGACCACCGACGAAGAGCGCGAGAAGCUGUACGCCGAAAUCGAUGGUCUCGUUAACGUCCUGACCGGCGCUGGUAUCCGCGCCAUCAGCGACAAGAGAGAGGGUUACUCCCCCGGCUGGAAGUUCAACGACUGGGAGCUCCGCGGUGUGCCCCUGCGCAUUGAGUUCGGCCCCGGCGAGUCCGCCGGCCAAUUUGUCACUGCUGCCCGUCGUGACAUCCCCGGCAAGGAGGGCAAGUCCAGCAUCCAGAUUUCCGAACUCUCCACCGCGGUCCCCGCCCUGCUGGAGCAGAUCCAGAAGGAUCUGUACAACCGUGCAGAGGAGACCUUCCGCACUCACCGCAAACUGAUCACCAACUGGGACGACUUCACCCCAGCCCUCAACAACAAGAACAUCUGUGUCAUCCCCCACUGUCUCACCGAGGAGUGUGAGGAUCAGAUUAAGGACAUGAGCGCCCGCAAGGCAGAGGAAGACUCUGGCAUCGCUGAAGACGCCAAAGCCCCCAGCAUGGGCGCCAAGUCUCUGUGCAUCCCCUUCGAACAGCCCGAGGGCAUCGUCGCGGGCGAGACCAAGUGUGUCAACCCCAACUGCACCCGGCUCGCUGAGAAAUGGUGCAUGUUCGGCCGAUCCUACUAAGCGCAAUAGAUCGUCUCGGUCUUUUCUGCACAAAUGUUAAGUAGCACCUAGCAAGCGCAUUAGAUCAGUCACUAUGAGUUUGAUGACUUAUUUCCUUUCAAUUCCUUUUUCAAAAUUCCAAGUAUCCUUUUGUUGUAUUUGUCUGGCAAAUUGGGACAUCAUCGAAGUAAGAAAGAAAUACUCUAGAACAGAGAAAGAGACGUGCAUAUUAAACGAGAGUUAAGGAGCAGGUAUGGCCAAAAAUAAAGAUACCUUUGUGAUUUACAGGGGGUGGGGGUGGUGAGCUUACAUAUCAAACAAAAUGGUUUUGGGACGCUGAAUGAAUUAUGAGUUGAUGUGAUGUUGAUCUUCUCGGUUGAUAUGAU